AUGGGGUCACAUUUCAAUACACUCACAAGUUUGAUGAAGUUGUUUGCGGAUGUUCUUGUAGUUUUAGAAUCUGUGAAAGUAGAUGGAGGGUCAUUGGCAAAACAUACAUUAUCAAAGCAACUUCAUAAAAAAGAUCUAGAAAUUUUAGAAGCGACUUCGAUGGUUAGAAGGACAAUGGAUGCAUUGCAAUCUUUAAGAGACAUGGGGUUUGCUAGCAUUUUGCUAAAGGUUGAAAUCUUCAACACGGUGGUGGAUAUUCAACUUACAGAAUAUCAGGAUCGAUUUAGUGAAACAAGCACCCAGUUGCUAGAAUACAUGGAUCUUGAAGGACAACUUGAGAUAUUUUAUCACUCUUGCAUCAAAGAUGAGCGGUUUACCACUUUGAAAGGAAUUUCCGAGCUUUCUCGAUUAAUGGUUAGUACGGGGAAACAUCGGUCUUAUCCUUUGGUUUAUAAGUUUUUAAUGUUGGCUUUGAUAUUACCUGUAGCGACCGCAAGUGUAGAAAAAUGUUUUUGGAAGAUGAAGCUCUUGAAUAGCGACUUGCAUAACAAAAUUGGCGAUGAGUUUUUGACUGACGCAUUGCUUUGCUAUGUUGAGACUGAAGCACUUGUGAAAGUUAAGAAUGAAAAAGUAAUGGAACAGUUUCAAAAGAUGUAUGCACGAAGAGGACAAAUUUAA
Lactuca sativa (garden lettuce) is the source of this 678-nucleotide messenger RNA. RefSeq lists its product as uncharacterized. The record is from RefSeq and is a predicted model, not a curated record. Lineage: Eukaryota; Viridiplantae; Streptophyta; Magnoliopsida; Asterales; Asteraceae.